AUGCAAGUUUUUACAAUAUUAGCAUAUGUUACUGUUGUUUGCUGCUUUCUUUUGCCAUUCAGUGAACAACAAUAUACACCAGAUUGGAAAUCCUUAGACUCACGUCCAUUACCGGCAUGGUAUGAUGAAAGCAAAAUAGGUAUCUUUAUUCAUUGGGGUGUCUUCAGUGUUCCAUCGAUCGAGUCCGAAUGGAUGUGGUGGGAUUGGAAAGG
Messenger RNA from Rotaria sp. Silwood1, 212 nucleotides. NCBI's taxonomy places the organism in Eukaryota, Metazoa, Rotifera, Eurotatoria, Philodinida, Philodinidae. The record is from the annotation of a GenBank genome assembly.